Messenger RNA from Auanema sp. JU1783, 2778 nucleotides. The record is from the annotation of a GenBank genome assembly. Lineage: Eukaryota; Metazoa; Nematoda; Chromadorea; Rhabditida; Rhabditidae.
AUGUCGUCAUCUUCUCCAGACCAAACGCUUAACUUGACCGCUAAAAAAAAGAUUGUGAGAGAUCUUGAAAGCCGCUUGAAGAGUCUCAACAUUGACAAAACAGCUCCUAUUUGCGCCAAAACACUUGAACCUGGAAGUUUGGGAGUACCUGUCCGAAUUCAGACCAAUAUUUUUGGGCUGGAAGUGACAAAUGAGCCCGUUUAUAUUCACCAGUAUCAUGUUUUUAUGAGAGCUGAUCUGAAUCCAAAGAGAACAGUUGAAUUCACGAAAAGAGGCAAAGACGAUUAUAUCGUUUCUGAUCGCCGAGGCAAAUGUAUUAGUAUCAUGAAAACUGCCUAUCGAAUGUUUGAAGAUAUAUUUGGUAGCAACCUUCAUGAAUUCUGGUACGAUGGUCAGUCAAUUCUAUAUUCUAAAAGAAAUUUGACUGGAGAGAAGAAAAAAAUUGAUCUCGAAGUUCCUGGAGAGCGUACAGAUAGUCAGGAGUUGGAAGGAUUGAACUGUAUUUUGACUAUCUCAAAAACUGAUAGAGGCUUUUCUUUCAGCGCUCAAAAUCUCGUUGAAAAUUACGAUCAUAAUGAUUUGAGUAAAGUGAAUAAGGAAUAUGCUCACUUCAUGGAGUUGAUUUUGAACCAGUAUGCCAUUAUGAAUCCAGAUGUUCAUAUGGUUUUCGAAAACGGAAAGACAUUCAUGAGGAAGCCAUGGCAUUUCAACAUGACUGAAAGAGAUUGCCCCACGGUUGGAGAUGGUAAACGGCUGCUGACUGGAAGUCAAAAAUCUACAAGACAAAUCGAGGGUCCAAUGGGACGAACUUAUAGUAAUGCCUGUAUAGUCAUAGACGCUAAAAAAGCCUCUUUCCACGAAAGUCAAAGACUUUUGGAUAAGGUCGAAAUAAUUAUGGGCAAAGAAAAAUUCAAUGAACACACAAUAGAGCGUCUUAAUCACAUCAUCAGAGGACUCUUUGUUUCUCUCACUCAUUCCAAACGCAAACGACGAGUUCAAAUCACCGCAGUUGCUAAGCUGUCGGCUAGAACCGCAUACAUCUGUGUUGACGAGAAGAACAUAACGGUGCAGGAGUACUUCAAGCAAAAAUACGAUAUUGAAUUACGACACCCAGACUUCCCAUUGAUCAGUACCAAGGAGAGGAAUAACGUGAACUAUUACCCCAUGGAGGUCUGCGAUGUUGUAGAAGGACAGAGAGUCACUGUUCCACAGCAAACACCUAACGAGUCUCAGCAAACUACAAGAAGUUGUGCUAUACCUCCUGCAACACGCCAGGGGAACAUCAUGACAAGUAGUAAGAGUUUGAAAAUCCUUCCGGAUCAGGACGGAACACCUGGAAACGAAUACAUCGCAAACUCCGGUUUGAAAGUUUAUCCUGGAGCUCUUAUGGUUGGGGCCCGAUCUUUACCAGGACCAACAAUCUCGUUCAAAAAUAGUAAUUGUUCUUAUGAAUAUGGACAAUGGCGACCAGACAAAAAUGCGAAAUAUUUCGUUCCUGGUGCCUGCAAAGUAUGGGCUUGUUAUGCUAUCAAUUCGGAAGGAGGUCGUUAUUCUAUGAGAACUGAGGAUAUAAAAGAAUUUGCUGUGAAAUUCCACAGAACUCUAAUGGCUGGCGGUGUUGCUCUCGAAUCUCCGAAAGAAAUGAAGGUUUUACGCGAUGAUCAAAUCAAGGAUGCCAUGAAGAGAGCGAGUGAUGCAAACUGUCAGUACAUUUUGUUUAUCACAGCCGAUAAUCUUCUCAAUCUUCAUAAAAAUAUCAAGUUAUGGGAGCGUGACUUCGAGAUCAUCACUCAAGAUGUAAAAAUGUCCAAUGCAUUCAAAAUAGUUAAAGAAGGGAAGUUCCAAACGUUACAAAACAUUGUACAAAAGACGAAUGUGAAACUCGGAGGAAUAAACUACAAUAUUUCCCUGACUAAUAUGGGCAACAAAUCGCAUGACUGGUUGUCACCUAAAAGGUUGAUUAUUGGAAUUGCCGUUAGUCAUGCUCCUCGGUCAUUUGAUAGCAAAGGAAAAGUACCCUCUGUUGUUGGAUUCUGUGGGAACUUCAAGCAAAGUCCAAUCGAUUUCAUUGGAGAUUAUGUUUAUCAAGAAAGUAAUCGUGAAGAGACUUCUCUUUCAAUCUCUCUGAUUGUGGAGAAUUGUAUGGAAAGAUAUAAACUUCAUCACGAGGGUUCUACUCCUGAAGAGUUUAUCGUUUAUAGAAAUGGUGUAGGCGAAGGUUCCUUUACUGACAUACUUCGUUAUGAAGUUCCCCUUCUACGUAAAACUGUGGAUAAGUUGGCUAGCGAACAGUGUAAGAUUGUUCUCAUUGUUGUUCUGAAGGAUCACAAUGUUCGAUUAAUGUUAGAAAGAAUUAAUCAGAAAGAUAAACCCCAACAGCAGAAUAUCAGGAGUGGUAUUGUUGUAGAUUCGGAGAUCACUUUCCCUCAUUACAAGGAGUUCUUCUUGAACUCUCAUAAUACUCUACAGGGGACAGCGAGAACGCCAAGAUAUACGGUACUCUAUGAUGAGCUUGAAAUGUCAAUGAACGAAUUGGAAGGAAUGACAUUUGCGCUUGCCCAUGGGCAUCAAAUUAUCAACAGCGCUGUGAGCUUACCAGCUCCAUUGUAUAUCGCCAACCGAUAUGCCGAGCGUGGUCGUGAUAUUUUGGCCGCUUAUCUAUUGAACAACGUCGAAGAAGGUUCUAGCGAUUCUUCCUCUUCUCAGGAUUAUCAUCGUUACUGCGAUCUUUUGGGUCUGAGGAACUCACGACUCGCCUCUUUUCGAAUUAAUGCGUAA